AUGAAAACACUCUCUUUACUCCUCUGUAUUUCCUUUAUUUUCCUCUCAUCCGCCUCCCCCAUCACCAACCCAACCAACCUAACCGCGCGCUCUCCCCCUCAAAUCCCCACCCACGAGCGCCGCGGCAUCGCCUAUAACAACGCCAAACUACUGUCUCUCUUUGCCCAACCCGGCUCACACAUUACAUGGCGCUACAACUGGGACUCUUCAACCGCUUCAUCCCCGACCAUUUUCGACUUCACCCCCAUGCUGCACUCUGUGCGCUCCGACCACACAAAAGUCUGGAAAACCAACGUCGAAGCCGUAGUGCAGAAGAACUGGGAAAAGGGUCGAGCAACGUGGGUAUUGGGCUUUAAUGAGCCGGAUGAUUGCAUGUAUCCACUUGCUGCGUCCAAUCGUAAUGUGUACCUUGGUUCUCCGGCUGUUACGAAUGCGCGGGCAACUGAUACUUCGGGGCCGGGCUGGUUAGCACGGUUCCUACGCGAGUGCACUGGGUGUACUAGUGUUGAUUUUGUGAACAUUCACUGGUACGGCGUCGCCAACGUGCAUUCCUUCAAAGCGUACAUCGAUGCAACGAGAAAGGUGGCGCAGGGCCGGCCGAUUUGGAUUACGGAAUUCAAGCCUGAGGGGACGGUGGAGCAGAUUCGCCGGUUUCUCGAGGAGGCGAUGCCUUGGAUGGAUGAGAGUCCGGAUGUGCAUCGGUAUGCGUAUUUCAUGGCAACACCUGGGGAGGGGUUCUUGGUUGAUGGAAAUGGGGGAGCGUUGAGUGAGAUUGGGAGGACAUUUGCUUUCUUCCAUAGGCACUGA
This is a messenger RNA of Bipolaris zeicola 26-R-13, 807 nucleotides long. Its product is annotated as glycoside hydrolase family 128 protein. The transcript has 3 exons. NCBI's taxonomy places the organism in Eukaryota, Fungi, Ascomycota, Dothideomycetes, Pleosporales, Pleosporaceae. Gene Ontology annotation, biological process: fungal-type cell wall polysaccharide metabolic process. The record is from RefSeq and is a predicted model, not a curated record. Gene Ontology annotation, cellular component: fungal-type cell wall. Bases 1 to 807 code for a protein of 268 amino acids.